AUGAUGACAUUUGCCAUGCUGCGGCCUAUGGCGACGCACUUGAUCUACUCAGAUCUCAGCGUGAUGUCCGAGGAUGAUGACAACCGCAGCGAGAGCGACGGCAGCUCGGAACGAAGUUAUGGAGUGUGUGCCACCGAAAAAAGACGAAGGAUUUCACGGAAAACGGAUGGAAGCAGCGUCGUGGUUAUAAAACAGAGGAACGCGGCUAAUGCCCGGGAGAGAGACCGGACCCAAAGUGUCAACACGGCGUUCACAGCACUUCGGACUCUGAUACCCACCGAGCCGGUGGACAGAAAGCUGUCAAAGAUAGAAACCCUUCGCCUGGCAUCCAGCUACAUCUCUCAUCUGGCCAACGUGCUUCUGCUCGGAGACGGGAACGGCGACGGACAGCCGUGCCUCGGUGCGGUUUACGCGCAAGGAGAGAGCGGCGCGAAGCAGCCGCGGACCAUCUGCACCUUCUGCUUGAGCAACCAAAGGAAAGGGAUAAAGGAUGGCAAGGACUGUUUAAAACUCCGAGGGCUGGGUUCCCUGCGAAUGAGACGCUGAUUGAAGACCAGUGAAUGAUCAACAACCUGAAAAUCCUCAUAGACUUUCUCAGGGAAGAGUCAAAGCUGGUUUAAUAGUACAUGCACACACACACAC
This is a messenger RNA of Myripristis murdjan (pinecone soldierfish), 642 nucleotides long. RefSeq names its product transcription factor 15 (gene tcf15). The coding region runs from base 1 to 546 and encodes 181 amino acids. The transcript is spliced from 2 exons. Gene Ontology annotation, biological process: developmental process; regulation of transcription by RNA polymerase II. The record is from RefSeq and is a predicted model, not a curated record. Gene Ontology annotation, molecular function: RNA polymerase II transcription regulatory region sequence-specific DNA binding; DNA-binding transcription factor activity, RNA polymerase II-specific; protein dimerization activity. Lineage: Eukaryota; Metazoa; Chordata; Actinopteri; Holocentriformes; Holocentridae.